AUGUGCCAAGGGGAGUUUGAGUUGGUCUGCGCUGCCGUCAAGGAACAAGGGCCUGUGGGUGACCAGGAGAAACUGCUGGUGUACAGCUUCUACAAGCAGGCCACUCAGGGAGACUGCAACAUACCUGCCCCUCCAGACUCUGACAUGAAAGCCAAGGCCAAGUGGGAGGUGUGGAAUGUGCACAAAGGAAUGUCCAAGAUGGAUGCCGUGAAGGUCUACAUUGCCAAAGUGGAAGAGCUGAAGAAAAAGGGGCUGGUUAAGGGCACAUAA
This is a messenger RNA of Octodon degus (degu), 270 nucleotides long. Its product is annotated as diazepam-binding inhibitor-like 5. NCBI's taxonomy places the organism in Eukaryota, Metazoa, Chordata, Mammalia, Rodentia, Octodontidae. Gene Ontology annotation, cellular component: mitochondrion. The record is from RefSeq and is a predicted model, not a curated record. Gene Ontology annotation, biological process: fatty acid metabolic process. Gene Ontology annotation, molecular function: fatty-acyl-CoA binding.